Molecule: messenger RNA, 4569 nt
Organism: Chrysochloris asiatica (Cape golden mole)
Lineage: Eukaryota; Metazoa; Chordata; Mammalia; Afrosoricida; Chrysochloridae
Gene: CCDC141
Product: coiled-coil domain containing 141
Exons: 24
Coding region: 1-4569 (1522 amino acids)
Molecular function (GO): protein binding
Source: RefSeq, a predicted model, not a curated record
AUGACUAGCCAAGGAAGUCCUGGUGUGGAGUUUUCUACAACAACCGUCAGUUCAGUAGCUGUGCAAGCUGGGGAGUCCAAAAUCGUUAUAGCUGUCAUAAAGAGCGGCAAAUGGAUACAACUUCAGUUAGCUGAAUCACAGCCCAAUCUUCUAGAAAUUGGUAGCAGUCAAGAUGAAACCAAAAAACUUCUCCAUGAUCAUGAACUUCUUUUGGCCAAGCUCAAGGCUUUAGAAGAUCGAGUAUGGGAACUUUUACAAGAAGCUGACAAGAUAGCUGAAGAGAACAAGGAUCAGAGUCAGGUCUACGAUGCCAUGGCCAACACCUUGGGUGAAGCAUGGGCUGCCCUGGUCUCCAUGCUAGAAAGAAGAAGGGAACUCCUCAGGUUGACUUCUGAAUUUUUCGAAGAUGCCUUGGAGUUUGCUAUUAAAAUAGACCAAGCUGAAGAUUUCCUCCAGAACACUCAGGAGUUUGAGAGUGCUGAAUCCUUGAAAUCACUUCUUCAGCUCCAUGAACAUCAUACCAAAGAGCUCUUAGAAAGAUCUCUAGCCCUUCUAAACAAAAGUCAACAACUCACUGAAUUCAUAGAGAAAUUCAAAUGUGAUGGGCCUAAUAUGAAUCCCGAGUUGAUUCAGGGAGCUCAUAGUAGCUGCUUGAAGAUCGACAGCCUUCUUGAACUGCUACAAGACAGGAGAAGACAACUAGACAAGUAUCUGAAACAACAGCGGCAGGAGCUGGAGCAGGUUAUGCAGAUAUGUCAGUGGGACCAACAAGAAAACCAGGUGACUUGCUGGUUUCAGAAAACCCUAAGAGAUUUACAAGAACAACAUCUAGGUUCAUCACUGUCAGACAAUGAGGAGCUAAUUCGUAGGCACGAGGAAUUGACGAUAAAAGCAAAGGAAUGGAAUUAUGCUGUUGAGAGACUGAAAAGUGAGGCACUUGGGAUCCUGCUAUCAAAGGACUAUGGGGAGAAAGACCAUCUACAACUUUCUAACCAGAAACUCAGCCGGCUUCAAGAAGAAUUUGGUCAGCUCAUGGUGAAAAGGGAAACUUGGUUAAAAAAGGCAAACGAUUUUUUUAACAGUGCCAACAAGGCAUUUGAUGUACUUGGAAGAGUUGAAGCUUACCUUAAGCUCCUUAAGUCAGAAAGUUUAAGUCUGCCUGUCUUGGCCGCAAGGCAUGAGGAAUUACACAGAGAAAUUAAAGACUGCACAGCUGAUGCUUUGCAAAAGGGGCAAACCUUAAUUAAUCAAGUGGAUUCCUACAGCUCUUGGGUGACCGGGAUUCAUGAGAUGAUAGGAUGCAUUCAGAGAAGAAUGGAUCAUCUGACCGAACAGUGUUCAGCGCACAAGGAAUUUGCUCAUCAGAAACAGCAGUUAACAGCCUCCGUGGAGGGUUACCUAAGGAAGGUGGAAAUGUCAGUUCAGAAAAUCAGCCUAAUACUUUCCAAUGCAAUAGAUGUCAGUUCUAACCUGUCUGAGUCAGAGACGAUUAUGAAUAAAUAUCUGGAACUGGAUAUCCAAACUCAGGACACAUCACAUGAAUUAGAAGCAGCUGCAAAAAUCAUGACAGAGAAAAAUGAAUUUGGACCAGAUGAAGUGGUAUCACUUUCUUCUAAAGCUAAAUGGCUAGAGGAAGAAUUAAAAAUACUUGGUCAAAACAUUGGCUUCAGGUCACGAGUCCUGCAAACUCUUGUGGCAUUUCUAAAGUCAUCUGAAGAGGUAAAGGAGCAGUCUCAGAGCCUAAAGGAGUUUUACCAAACUGAAAUAUCUUGGAAGGAAGAGGAUGAUGCUAACGCCAAGUAUUGGUGUGACUCAGCUGAGAAACAGUGGCAGCUAUUUUUAAAGAAGAGCUUUUUCACGCAAGACCUAGGGCUUGAAUUCCUUAAUUUAAUAAUUAUGGCCCAAGAGAAUGUGAUAUUAAAUGUGAAAAAUGCAGUGCACAUUAUGGGGAACACCAUGGAGAACCAGAAUGCAGACAGAGAAGAACUUUCCUGCCUUCGGGUUGCAUGGCAAAUUAAGACCAUGGAAAAUAAGUCCAUGAAACAGCAGUGGGGAGCAUUCAAAGAACAACUCCUGAAGACGACUCACAACCUAAAACUUCUUCAGGAAGUACUUAUGCCUGUCUCUGUGCUUGACCUUGGAGGGAGCCUCCAGACCAUUUUAGAUCUACAAAGAAAAUGGAAUGAAAUGAAGCCACAGUUCCAGCAACUGAAUGAUGAGGUUCAGUACAUUAUAAAAGCAUCAGAAGAGUUAAAUGGUAAAGGAGCCCCUGUGAAAGACAAGUCUCAACAUCUGAGGGACCUUAUUCACCUCCAUGAAAAACAGAAAGAGAGAAUCCGAGAUUACGAGGACAUCCUGUACAAGAUAGUCCAGUUCCACCAAGUAAAGGAAGAGCUUGGACAUCUCAUCAAAUCAAGAGAAUUAGAGUUUCUAGAGCAGCCGAAGGAACCGAAUGAUGCUCGUGAUGCCCAGGUUCACCUGAGUCGCUCGCAGGAAAAGCAGGCACAUAUAGACCAUCUCCAUAAGCUGGCCCUUUCCCUGGGUGUGUGCAUCAUCUCAUCAGUGCAGCAACCUAAUUGCUUCAAUGUUUCUGCAAAGAACCUACAGCAGCAGCUGGAAAUCCUUGAGGGGAACAUUCUGAAUUGCCGUGCCAAAGCUGAGGCCUCUGAGCGAGCCCUGUCCCACAGCUUACAGUACUGCAUCGCAAGCGAUGAGCUCAAAGAGCUCAAAGAAUCAUUCAAAGAUAUCAAAAAGAAAUUCAACAAUAUGAAGUUUAAUUACUCUAAGAAAAGUGAAAAAGCACGGAAUCUGAAGGCUCUUAAAUAUCAAAUUCAACAAGUUGAUAUGUAUGCUGAAAAAAUGCAGGCUUUGAAAAGGAAAAUAGAAAAAGUUGAGAACAGAAUUUCUGACUCUUUUGCAAAUUAUCCAAAUAAUAAAGUUAAUGUCCUUUUGGAGACCAUAAAGGAUUUGCAAAAACAUGUGGAAGAGUUUGACAGAGUUGUGACAGAUUACAAAAAGAACUUGGACCUGACAGAGCAUCUCCAGGAGAUGAUAGAAGAGUGUUACUUUUGGUAUGAAGAUGCAAGUGCCACAGUUAUAAGAGUUGGAAAAUAUUCCACAGAGUGCAAGACAAAAGAAGCAGUGGAAAUUCUCCACCAGCAAUUCAACAAGUUUAUCAUUCCCUCAAUACCUCAGCAAGAAGAAAGGAUUCAGGAGAUCACGGACCUUUCUCAGCACUUAUAUGGUUUGGAAGAAGGGAAGAAGUAUGCUGAGAAAAUAGAGGCAAAACACAAAGAGGUUCUUGAGUCUGUUACUGAAUUGUGUGGAUCUCUCACAGAGCUUGAGGAAAAAUUGAAGCAGGGAGACAUUUUAAAGAUAAAUCUGAAUGUGGAAGGCUUCCGUUAUGAUUAUAUUGACCUACUAAAAAAGCCAGCAAGAAAUGAGCAGCUAAUAUUUAAUGAAGAAAGCAAUAAGGGGCGGGAGCAAGUGGCAGAUAAUGUAGUUAUCAAUGGAGCAAGAGAGAAUCUGCCUCCACAGGACCUGAAACAGCAGGCCUCAGCCAAAGAGGGUGGUGUCCAGGGCCUUCUCCUGCCUGAAGACCUGCUUUCAGGAGAGGAAUACGAGUGUGUCUCACCUGAUGAUAUCUCUUUGCCUCCACUCCCUGGAAGCCCUGAAUCCCUCCUGGCACCAUCGGAUAUGGAGGUGGAGCCUCCUCCAAGCUCCUGCUCCCUUGGCCUCCACUUAAGCAGCCUCAGGAUGCAGCCAGAAGCCAGCAGCCCAGGGGAAGCCCAGGAGUCUGUUCUGCCACCACCUGUGGCUUUUGCUGACACAUGCCAGGAUAAGAGAGAAACAUUUUCAAGUCAUUUUGAGAGGCCUUAUCCCCAACUCAAAUCUGAGGCCCCAUUUACCUUCCAGGGAUUUCAGGAAAAAAGCACUGCCUUUCGCAGAAUCAGUGCUAACCAUCCAGAGAGCAUGCUGAGUGAGGUGCAUGAGAGAGCUUUACAGCGGCACCCUCAGACACAGGGAAGCUUGCUAGGAACACGGGAGAAAAUGCAUGCUAAUAGUACGGUCACUAAAACCCAAGACAGGCUGCAUGCUUCCCCUGAGGCCAGCGGGGGCCAUCAGAUGCCAGUGGUUUCCCAAGAAGAGAUUAAAAGUACAUCAGCAAAGAACAGAGUGGUCAGCCUAGCUGGCCAGCCACCUAAUAUCUCCAGACUCCUGUCUAAUGUCACUGUCAUGGAAGGUUCUCCAGUGACUUUGGAAGUUGAAGUAACAGGAUUUCCAGAGCCUACACUGACAUGGUACAAGAAGGGCCAGGAAUUGUCUGCAGAUGGUCACUUACAGGUUUGUCACAAGGAGACAAGGCAUUCAGUGUUCAUUUCGAAGGUAUGUGAGGCAGACACAGGCCUCUAUGUGGCUCGGGCCCAAAACUCUAGUGGCACUCUCUCUUCCAGUGUCUUCCUGCACGUAACAGGUAACCGCAAGCCACCAAUCACAAGAAUAAACUGGAUUACGCUAUGUGUCAUCUAUGUUAGUGUGUCUUUAAUGUACUGGCUAUCCACACUAUGA